CUGCAUUGAGUGAUGCUGUCACCGAGUUACCAGAUGCUCUGCCAGCUCCAAGUUUGGAUGGUUUGACCCCUUUGCACUACGCAGCCCUUUUACCUGGUAUGGAAGGUGUACAAAUCUGCAGUCUUCUCUUGAAAGCCUCGGCGGAUCCAAGUAGACAAGCAACAGCAGAUAAGAGUUUUACAAUCAACUCAUCCGGAGGCACAAAUAAAAGUGCAUCCGGAUCUUCUCGAGGUCAGAAUUCGUCAACGAAUCUCACUGGACAAGAUUACGUCACAACGGAGCAACGAGCUCUUCUGGGUGGAAGAACACCUUUACAUCUUGCCUGUGCUCGAGAUUAUGAUCACGAAAAUGCUACCAAAAUUGUUCAGUUGAUGCUAGAUGCCGGUGCGAAUCCGAAUCUCAUGUGCAACGGACACACACCACUCACUCUGUCCAUCGCCUCUGGAAAUGAUGCGUGCGUUGCAUUGUUGCUGCGCCACCCGAAAACCAAUGUGAAUCAAGAAUUAAGUCACGGACUUGGAUCAGCUUUAUGCGUAGCCACAUCCCGUGCUUUUGAAUAUCGUCGGGACACAGAUGCUCGCAUUGAUCUGAUUAAGCAACUGAUUGGGGUCGGUGGAGCAUCAGUUCGCCUGCGAAUGUUCGUGCCUCGGAAACGGAAUUUGUGUGAGUGCAUGAGUCAAACGACAUGUGUUUGA
Messenger RNA from Echinostoma caproni, 695 nucleotides. The record is from the annotation of a GenBank genome assembly. Lineage: Eukaryota; Metazoa; Platyhelminthes; Trematoda; Plagiorchiida; Echinostomatidae.